AUGGCGUCUCAGAUUCCAGGAAAUCAUCUAGGACAAGCUGGCAGUUCUACUGAGAAUUCAACUAACAAUGAAGAUUCAGAAUCAAAAUGCUGGAGACCAGAGACUUUGGAGUCAAAAACUAAAUUGGUGGACAAUGGUUCUUCUGAAACUUCUGGAAACAAGCUAGUCACAGAUUUGGCAUCAUUAAAUAUUAGUCAAAACACGGCAUUACACAAGAUUGGAGAGCAGCCAUCUGAAAACUCUUUAACUCACUCUAUACACAAACAAACUACCGAUAUUUAUAUUUCUGAUCUUCCAGAAUGUGUGUUAUUGAGAAUAUUUCAUUUUGUGGAUAUUCGAACAUUGAUAUUGGUCAUCAGAAAAACUUGUCGUUUUUGGCAUUACUUGAGUUAUGAUCGUCCCAAAUUGGAAGAACUUGAUUUGACUGGUGCUGAUAAGCUCACUUACUCUGGAUUUGAAACGCUCAAGAAAGAUGUUCAUAGUUUGACACAUCUGAGUAUUGCCUACACAAUGAUUGAUGAUAAAGGACUGAAAGUAAUUGCUGAAAAUUCUCCAAAGUUGAAAUUGCUCAAUAUUAAGUCGUGUGUGAAUAUUUCUGAUGUUGGAAUUGGAUAUGUUGCCAGUCAUUGUAAAGAACUGGAAAGCCUCUUGGUCAAUAAGACUGAUCCUGAAGAGAAAGGUUGCUCAAUGAGCAGUUUUGGACUUGAGACAUUAGCUCUAGGUUGUUGCAAAUUGAAAACUCUAUGUAUCAGUUAUUGCCAUUUAAUAGAUGAUAAAUGUAUUAUUGCUGUUGCUUCCAAUUGUCUUGGACUGACAGAGUUGAGACUUGCAGGCUGUGUAUCUAUUACAGAUGCAUCUCUAAUGGCUUUGGGUGAGCAUUCUCGAUAUCUAAAAGAUUUAGAAUCUCAUAACUCUAUAGAUGUUACUAAAAAUACAUUGAUACGGCUCCAGAACCAUUCACAUCUUCAAUCACUGCAUCUGAGUUUCUGCACCAGAAUUACCAACGACACUAUUAUUGAGAUCGCAAAACACUGUCCAGAUUUGCAGGAACUAUCUUUACGGGGUUGUAAUCUUAUCACGGACAUUGCCAUUGCUUCCUUGGUAAAUUCUUGUGCAUUUCUACGCAUCUUGGAUCUUUCUGGUGAAUCAUGUUUCUUCGCCAUGAAGAUAUCCAAUGUGUCGCUUUCGGCUAUUGCUAAUGACUGUAAAUAUAUAGAAAGAUUAAUGGUAUCCAAAAAUAAAUUGAUCAACCUCUCCGGGUUGGAGGUCUUGUUUUCUAGAUGUAAAAGUUUAGAGAGUUUAGAGUUGACUGUGGGUGAACCAAUGUAUACCUCGUUCAGUGGAGUCAUGAGUCUCGUCAAUAACAUCAAGAACAGAAUUGUCAAAAUUGCAAACCAUACUCAGAUCAUUGCUAAUAAACAAAGUGGUACUCUUCAUAUUGAAUUCUAUCCCAACGCUGAGAGCAACAUUCUGAAUAAAACUGGCGGUGAUGAUGAUCUGUGUAUGUCAUCCUCUUCAUUGACUGAAUAA
Molecule: messenger RNA, 1530 nt
Organism: Lottia gigantea (owl limpet)
Lineage: Eukaryota; Metazoa; Mollusca; Gastropoda; Lottiidae
Exons: 3
Coding region: 1-1530 (509 amino acids)
Biological process (GO): SCF-dependent proteasomal ubiquitin-dependent protein catabolic process
Cellular component (GO): SCF ubiquitin ligase complex
Molecular function (GO): protein binding
Source: RefSeq, a predicted model, not a curated record